Closterium sp. NIES-65 is the source of this 3733-nucleotide messenger RNA. The record is from the annotation of a GenBank genome assembly. Lineage: Eukaryota; Viridiplantae; Streptophyta; Zygnematophyceae; Desmidiales; Closteriaceae.
GGGUGUUCCCCUUCCCCCCUCUUGCCCUCUGUCGCCUCUGCUGCUGCGGCCGACCUUGUUGGGAUUGAGUCGGUCGGUGCGGCGUCUGCCCCUAGCGGGAAACGCCGCUCUGGCAAGGGCAAGGGGGGCAAGGGCGCGGGUGGAGCUAGCGGGGGUGGAGGAGGUGGCGGUGGAGGCGGCGGAGGGAGUGGGGGUGGCGGUGGGAGUGGUGGCGGGGGUGGAGGUGUCGGUGGUAGCCGUGGAGGCGGAGGCGGCGGAGGCCGUAGCGGUGGUAGCGGAGGCGGCGGUGGUGGCGGAGGUGGAGGAGGCGGUGGUGGAGGAGGUGGAGGUGGUCGGGAAGGCGCUUCGCAGCGGAGUAGCUCUGGUGGUGUUCAGCGUCAGCAGCAGCAGCAGCAGCGUUCUCGGACAUUCCCCCCCCCAGCAGCUCCGUGAGUGGUACGCGCAGCGUCAGCGUGGUACUGGUGAGGCCGCUGCUCUAGGUGCCAGUGAGGCUGCUGCUCUAGGAGCCACUGCGUCUGCGUCCUCAAGUGCUGGUGAGUCUGCGCUCUCAGGAUGCGGGGGUUCACCAGUUUACUCCUGCAAGUCAGCGGGUGACCCACUGCUCGGACGCUCGCACACGCCGCACCUGGCCACGUUUACGCGUCGGCCGGGGUCGAGCCUCUACACCCUGACCAUUGAGUCUCCUCCUGUCCCUGCGUCUGGCCAGGUAGCUGCGUCGGGUCAGGUGUUUGCUGCAGCGUCCAGGGGCGCCUACGGGCUGCCCCUCACUCCUCUCAGUUUCCCCCGAGAGGCCCCGCUGCAGACGCUUCACAUGGACGUGUGGGGCCCAGCCCGCGUCCGUGGACAGGGUAACGAGUGCUACUUUCUGCUGGUGGUUGACGACUACUCGCGUUACACCACAGUCUUCCCCCUACGCAGCAAGGGCGAUGUCACUGAGGUGCUGAUCGACUGGAUCCGCGCAGCUCGUCUCCAGCUCAGGAGGAGCUUCGGCUCGGACUUUCCUGUUCUGUGUCUGCACUCUGACCGAGGCGGAGAGUUCUCCUUUGGCCUUCUGCGAGCCUACUGCCGUGCGCGAGGCAUCCGCCAGACCUUUACGCUUCCGGACUCUCCACAGCAAAAUGGGAUUGCUGAGCGCCACAUUGGCAUGGUCAUGGACGUCGCUCGUACGUCCAUGAUACAUGCGGCUGCCCCCCAUUUUCUGUGGCCGUUUGCGGUUCGGUACGCGGCGCAUCAGAUCAACCUUCACCCAAGGUCUCCAUGCCGAGUCCUCCCCAGCCUUGCUAUGGAUGGGAAGGUCGGCGAUGCGUCUGCGUUCCAUGUCUGGGGAUCUUGGGCGUUUGUCCGCGACUUGUCUGCGGACAAGCUGUCCCCUCGUGCUGCUCCUUGUGUCUUCCUUGCUUCCACCCUGACGCCCCAGGGUGGCAGUUCUACCACCCCACCUCUCGUCGUGUUCUAUCCUCCUAGGACGUCACGUGUGUCCCAGGUAGACGCAGUCGAGCCAGUCGAGGUUGCUGGUGACUCUGGUACUGCUGCGGGUGCUGAGCCUGGGGGUGCUGACUCUGGGGUGCUGCGCAAGAGGCCUGGGGGUGCUGCGACUGGGGGUGCUGAGCCUGGGGGUUCUACGACUGGAGGUGCUGAGCCUGGCUGUCCUUCGCCUGGGGUUGCUGCGUCUGGGGCUGCUACGCCUUGGGGUGCGGAGCCAGUGGCCGCUGGGCCUGCUCAUGUGACGUCUGGCAGUGCUGGGCUUGGCGGUUCUCCUGGUUCUUCUCGCCGGGAGCCACUCUCUCCACAGGAGGCGCGCGAGUGGUUUGCCCGACGCUGGAGGCGUACUGCUGGAGCUGGAGCUUCUUCGUCCGCUGUGGGUGCUGGUGCCGCUGGUCCGGAGGUGCUCGUCCCGACUGGAGCUGGAGCUGCUGAGGGUGUGGCGCUGAGGCUACUACUGUCACUCCUGGCGGCGGUCCUGCUGCGGGUGCUGCUGGUGCUACUGGAGGUAUUGCAGCUGGAGGUGCUGUUGGCGCUGUUGCUGCUGGAGGUGCUGAGGGUGCUGGUGCUGUCCCUGCUGUGUCUGGAGUCCCUGCGCGGGCACGGCUAUACUUCGUUCCGCUCCUUCAGCAGGUUUCUUGUCCUCUCUUUCUUCGCUUGCCGACCCGAGUCGGACUCUCUUCGUGCUGCCAGUCCUACUGUCACACGUCUUCUUGCUACUGUCGUCACUGACCCCUCUUUUGAGUCCACUGCUGCGUCUGCUCUUGUUGCUGUGCUCGUCGACUUUGCUGCUCGCUGUCGUCUCGACUACGCUGCUAGUCUUGUUGCUGAGUUUGCGUCUGUCUGUCCUCCGUCCGUCGGGGGUGAGUGUGCUCUUGGCACGGACGUCCUUGAGGACAGGCAGGAGGAGUUCCAGUGUCUGGCUGCUGCUUCACCUCAUCUCGCGUCCGUACUCCUUACCCCUGAGGGAGACCCGGAUGCACUUGACAUCCCGACUCCGCGCUCUUACGUGGAGGCCGUAGAGGGUCCCUACUCCUCUCAGUGGCAGGCAGCUAUGGAUGCAAAGAUGGCUUCCUGGAAGUCCAUAGGCACCUACGUUGACGCGGUUCCCCCACCUGGGGCGAACAUCGUCAGUGGCAUGUGGAUCUUCAGGGUGAAGCGGCCGCCAUGUUUUCCACCUGUCUUCAAGGCGCGGUACGUGGCUCGUGGCUUCAGUCAGCGGCAGGGAGUUGACUACUUUCAGACCUUCUCUCCCACCCCGAAGAUGACCACACUCUUCGGCCUGCACGAGGAGAUCUGGCUGCGCCGUCCACCUGGCUUCACUGGGACUUUUCCUCCUUGCACUCAGUGGAGCCUCCGACGGCCAGUCUACGGUCUCCGCCAGGCACCGCGUGAGUGGCACGACACAUUGAGGACUACACUUGCGGCUCUUGGGUUUGCUCCCUCUACUGCCGACCCGUCGCUGUUUCUACGCACCGACACCUCUUUGCCGCCGUUCUACAUCCUCGUGUACGUCGACGACUUGGUCUUUGCCACUGCUGACACUGCUGGACUCGCCCACGUGAAGUCCGAGCUGCAGAAGAGACACAACUCACACAUGGUGCAGCAGGUCCUUCAGCGCUUUGGCUUCACGUACUCCUUGCCUCAGGCCACUCCUCUGUCUACUCGCCACUCGCUCUCAGCUCUACCUUCGGAUGAGUCCGUAGAGUCGAGUGGCCCGUACCCAGAGCUUGUUGGCUGCCUCAUGUACCUGAUGACCUGCACACGACCUGACCUUGCAUACCCUCUUAGCAUUCUUGCACGCUAUGUUGCUACUGGGAGACAUAGACCAGAGCACAUGGCUGCAGCAAAGAGGGUGUUGUGCUACUUUUGCAGUACAUCGGGCAUGGGGCUAGUGCUUGGAGGGCGGAGUCCAGUGGUCCUCACUGGGCACGCGGACGCUUCUUGGGCUGACGACCAGGCUACGCAGCGGUCGUCACAGGGUUACACCUUCAGCCUUGGUUCCGGCUCUAUUUCGUGGCCGGCUACUCGCUCGUCUUCUGUUCUCGGCUCCAGUUGUGAGGCUGAGAUCUACGCCGGAGCCAUGGCUGCACAGGAGCUUCGCUGGCUCACCUACCUGCUGACCGACCUUGGAGAACCGCCUCGUUCUCCUCCAGUCCUCAGCGCUGUCCAUUGGAAGGGGAGGUGCAGCAGCUGGUUGAGGAAGCAAGCGUAUGUGCCUGUGCGUCUGCUCGUACAGGUGGGCAGCUAG